This is a messenger RNA of Suillus discolor, 645 nucleotides long. RefSeq lists its product as uncharacterized. Bases 1 to 645 code for a protein of 214 amino acids. NCBI's taxonomy places the organism in Eukaryota, Fungi, Basidiomycota, Agaricomycetes, Boletales, Suillaceae. The transcript has 4 exons. The record is from RefSeq and is a predicted model, not a curated record.
AUGUCCAGCCUUUCGUCGGGCGGUGCUACUCCCAUUGUCACUGUCAACAUAACUCCCCGUGGCCACGAUCCCAAGUAUCAUCACACUCGCACACCAUACAAUAUGUCGAGUCUCACUUUCCCUUCAAAGAUGAUUGCCUCUGGCAAGAUAUCUUUUGCCACAGAUAGUGCAGUCAAAAAUUCUGAAGAUACUAUUCGUGAGCACGCUGAACGGCAGAUUAGCUAUGAAUUUAACAUUCCCGCAGUGAAUCUAAAGUUCUUCAAAGAAUGCAUCGAGAAAGUGAAGCAGAUGAUGGACAAGUUAUCUAUAUAUUCCAGACUUCCGCUGUCGACGGCGUCUUUGUUAAGAAGAUUGCCAUCGGCCCGUUCGAGGCCAAUGGACCUAUCUAUCGACACCGAUGCCUCGACUGCCACAAUUCAAAUCUAUUUGAAUUUGCCUAUUAUUGGACUCCUCCUCCUCUCCCAAGCCAUGGGUUCUCUCAGGUUCAACAGCGACAUUGAAGUUGACUUCAAUGUCGCACCCGGAGGCCUGGUGUCGGAUAUCGCAGGUAUCAAGGUGGAUACAAACAACGAUGUCCUCGUGUUCUGGGACUUCACUUCUCUUGGAGUGGAGACAAAGGGCUCCCAUGUUAUUUUCCACAUCUGA